CUAAAGUGUUGUACCACAAGGGUUCCUCGCCCCAUACUGGUGAUCACAAUGGUUUCCCGCAGCGCUGCAUUGUUAAAGCUUUGGUUUCUGUCAGUUGUCCUGGCUUAUGCACAACCGUCGGCAUGUCCCAGCUCUAGCUUUUCCUGUGGCACUGGCGCGUGUAUCCCGCCCACGUGGCGCUGUGAUGGGGAAAAUGACUGUGUAAAUGGCCGAGAUGAGGCUGAUUGUCAAAGCAAUCCGUCUACAGCUUGCCUGGCAGAUGAGUUUGCGUGCGCAAGCGGAAGUGGGUGCAUUCCAGUCAGACACGAGUGUGAUGGAGAUGAAGACUGUGCGGAUGGGAGUGACGAAGAUGAUUGCGGUGCAACCACUACUGAUGAUACUUGUGACCAGGACUUCACGCCCUGUGAAUCAGAUAAUAAUCACUGUGUUGGAAAUGAAUUUUGGUGUGAUGGCGAAGCUGACUGCACUGACGGCAGCGAUGAAAGGAAUUGCACAGAGUCAGUAGUUUGCCCUCCAAUGGAGACGCUUUGUGCUGACGGAAACGGAUGUUUUGAGGAACGUUGGCGAUGUGAUGGCGAAUACGACUGCGACGACGGCAGCGACGAGGGUCCAGAAUGCGUACAGACUUGCCCGCCCAACCAAACCAUGUGUCCUGACAUGGAUCAGUGCAUGCCCAACAGUUGGCUGUGUGAUGGAGAAACAGACUGCAGCGAUGGCCGAGACGAGGAAGACUGCGGAACCAAGACGUGCUCGCCCAAGACGUUCCAGUGCUCGACAGAGACAGGCAACCGUUGUAUACCAUCAUCAUGGGUGUGUGAUUCAGAAAACGACUGCCCUGAAGGGGAUGAUGAAGAAGACUGUUCUUCUGGAUCCACUUUGAAGAGGCUGCUUCGAGGCUGAGUAAUCAAUAAAACCGAAAUCAUAAUUAAACCGAAUUGAUUUUGGUUUGUUCCAAUAUUGGUGACUACGGACUACUAAGCUCAUGACAUGGUUGUUUUCUACCAAUGUACAUAAACAAACGCCUCUGAAACCACUGCCGGUGGAAGGGUCAUAUUUCCGUUUAUGGUUUGGUCGUCCGCCUCUCAUAAUACAGCGGCUGAUGUGGAUUCAGGCAACUGAAGUUCUCCGAUACCUCAAGCGCAAUAACGGUGUGACGGCAUGCAUGUACCUAGUACAUGUAGAUUUGGAAAUAAAUAUUUUCCAACAUU
Haliotis rubra (blacklip abalone) is the source of this 1208-nucleotide messenger RNA. Its product is annotated as low-density lipoprotein receptor 1-like. The transcript has 8 exons. Bases 49 to 900 code for a protein of 283 amino acids. Lineage: Eukaryota; Metazoa; Mollusca; Gastropoda; Lepetellida; Haliotidae. The record is from RefSeq and is a predicted model, not a curated record. Gene Ontology annotation, molecular function: protein binding.